This is a messenger RNA of Argiope bruennichi, 5241 nucleotides long. Its product is annotated as twitchin-like. The record is from RefSeq and is a predicted model, not a curated record. The coding region runs from base 165 to 4463 and encodes 1432 amino acids. Gene Ontology annotation, molecular function: protein binding; ATP binding; protein serine/threonine kinase activity. Lineage: Eukaryota; Metazoa; Arthropoda; Arachnida; Araneae; Araneidae. Gene Ontology annotation, biological process: positive regulation of apoptotic process; intracellular signal transduction; protein phosphorylation. Gene Ontology annotation, cellular component: nucleus; cytoplasm. The transcript is spliced from 19 exons.
AGAGCACUCGCCGACAACUCAGCGCUGCGCAGAGGUACGAAAUAACAGAGAGAGUCCGAAGAUGGUUCUGAGGUCAAAAAUGACAGGAUGUGACACCCUAUCUGCCGGAAAGGAGUUGCGUGAUUGCUGCUGAAAACAAAGGCGACGAAGAGAUUAUAAGCAUCAUGAAUUCUAGGAGUUGUCCAAGCCCACGCAGGAGUCUCAGAGCCUGUGCUCCCCGGUUCCUGCAGUCCCUGCAGGUGCGAGAUGAGAACGAAGUUCGUGUUUUCGAAUGCCAUGUGGAUGGAUACCCAAGACCGGACAUACGAUGGGAGAAAUCCGGGAGACCUAUUGGAAAAUCCAGACGAGUCCAUAUGACGAGAUCUGGAGACAAGUGCCUCUUGCAAAUCAGGAUGCCGCAGAUCGAAGACAUGGGUGUCUACAGCUGCAUUGCAACGAAUAUUGUGGGCACAGCAACAACGCAGUUUAAAGUGGGAUCUGCAGGCAUUCAAAAGAUGAAUGGCACUUCGAAUCACAGACUGAGCCCAGCAGUGAAGAAACCGGUGAGAUCUAGAUCCAUGGAAAGGUCUUUAGAAUCUCUUUCCGAUGAAAAAUGUCAUCAAAGUGUUUCACGAAACCGUUCACAAAGCGGCUCUCGCAAAUCCAAGCAAGAUCCCCCAAAAUCUAGAAUAUCUACUUUUGCCAAUCAUAUUUGGAAAAGAAACGAUCAUUCAGUGGAAAAGCCACCAACAGAAGCACAAACGCAAAAACGUGAAAUACUCAUUGACAUCAGCAAGAAGCAACUUUCAAAAUCCAUGGAUGAUUGCAGAAAGAACAAACGAAGUUUUUUAAACCGUGUUAAAAUACCAGAUAUUUUCAGCGCACAAAAAGCUGAGACGGAAUCGGAGCCAUUUAAAAAUAUUCUUAACGGAAGUGAUGUUGAAAAUCAUCUAAAAAAUAGUGAAAUCAUAACAGAACAUAAUUCGAAGAAUUCCAUUAAAGGUGUAGUUCCAAACAAUUCAGUUUGUUCUAGGGGAAGAUCGGCAGUUGAUGAUGCACCCAUUCAGCUGUCCACUAGAGAGAGAAUAGCUGCCUACAUGAAGCGUUUCGAAACCCAACAGAAAACUGGCAGAAACAAGGAAACAGCGUAUGAGUUAGAAAUGAAAAAAGUUAAGUCAAAAGAAACGCUGGAAAAAAGCAGGUCACUCAAGAGAAAUAUCAGCAAUGAAAAGAAGCUUGCUGAAAAGGAAGAAAAUAAAUUGCUGGUCCCAAGUGAAAAUGAUAAUAGCAUUUUUAAUUUCAGUAAAUUUAUGCGACGAAAAAGUUGUGAUAGUGAUAGAAGACAAAAUGAAAGCAGCUUCAUUGAAGUCAAACUUGUAAAUACAUCACUAGAUCUCGAAUGCACUUCAAAUGAAAAAGAACGCAACAAUUCGACAGUUGGUGAUCUUAUGGAAUUAGACGAAGAUCAAAAUAAACAAAAUGCUAUCGGCCAUGUAGAUAUUGUCCCAAACAAUACUUUUAGCAUUGUGGCCGAGAAAUCGAUUCCUACAAAAAACUAUUUAAUGGUAGAAAAUUCCAAAGAUGAAGCUUUACUUGGUAGAGAAAAUACAAUACCGGAAGAUGUUGGUAACGAAAACAAAUCACAGAAUGAAGCAGAGAGAAGUGUAGAUGACAAAACCUUUUUCAGUUUCAGUAAAUUCAUGCGGCGGAAGAGCAGUGACAGUAGUAAGAGAAACAGUUCCGAGGAUGUCAGACUUGAUGUAACUGCAGUGAAUUCUAGUGCAAAGCACAGAAAUUCAUUACCGAGUUCCAAUACAAAUGUAGACACCUCAACUGAUUUUAAGAAUGGCUCUGUGAAAGAUGUCCGCGAAUUUAAAAUACUUGAGAAUGAAAAGGCCUUUGAAAGUGUGAUUAACAUUAAUGAAUCCCUUCAAGUGAAGAAGAAAUGUAAUGAAAAAGAACUUGAGAAAGUAGAGGAGGGCAAAACUUCCGAAAGAAAGGAUGCUGACAGUAGCUUUUUUAAUUUAAGCAAGUUUCUAAGACGAAAAAGUAGCGAUAAUUCUAAGAAGCAAAAUGAUGAAGAAAAAAAAAUUCAGGAUUCCUCAUCGAAUCCAGAUCAAGAAUCAAAAGUAGAAGAAAAGAACUCUGCAAGUCAUUUGGUUUUAAACGUAAAUAGAAUUGCAGAGUCAAAUAGUGCCUAUGAUUCUGAUAAUUCGAAUCCUGUGGUCUUCCUUAAAUGUAAUGUUCCUAGUAAUAAACGGAAUUGCGAUGAAAAUGUCGAAGAAAUUAAAAAUACUUCAUCUUUGUACAGUUCUAGUGAUUUGGACCUAGGGGCUCUUGAGCCAAUUGAUACUAACCUUUUGGAUACCUUUGAAGAUUUAAAGAGUGCUGAUCAGAACCAUCCUGAUAUCCAUGACAAUAUCGUUUCAGAGAGCUCCAACGAUUAUCCAACAACCGGCUCCCAAGCGUCCUUUCAAGGCGACGGAAAAUCGACAGGAAGAGCACUUCCCUUGAUUCACAUUGAACAGGAAGAUGGCGAUGAUGAUUUUAAAUUGGAAGAGGAUGUAGUAGAAGGUUCGAUUUCCAAUGAACCUUGUGAAGAAACGGUCGAUGACCAACAGGUGCCACGAUCUCUACCCAUUAAGAAACCUCUUAAGGGAAGGAUAGGCUACUCGAGUCCCCUCAUUGAGGAAGAGUGCGAGGAUCUUCCGGACGAGGAGUCCCAGACCCUGACGCUCAAAACGGACCUCCAGCGAGUCUCCUCCCCCGUGGAGAGUCCGGCCAGAAUCGUCAAGGGGCCCCAGAGCGUCACCGUCCUUCGAGGAGAAUCGGUCACUCUAGCGAUCUGCUUCAACGGAUAUCCUCCACCAAAGGUCACCUGGAUGAAAGGGGGCCGGGUGCUGUCGGACGAAGGCGGCCGACUGUCCAUCCUGGAUGGGAGAGAGAUGUCGGUGGUGACGGUCAACGAUGUGACGGCCGAUGAUAGCGGCAAAUACGUGGUGAGCGUCGAAAAUCAAGGAGGUGGGGAUUCCUGCUUUGCUUCCGUAGCUGUGGUCGGUUUUCCCGAACCACCCGGAGGAGAACCAACAGCCAGUGAAGUCACCGACCAUUCUCUUGUUCUCAGCUGGUAUGGCUCCAUGUAUGAUGGUGGCAGCGUGGUCACGGGAUAUGUUGUGGAGAUGUGUACGCUACCCGAUAAAAAAUGGCAUAAAGUGGCCUCUUCGGUCAAUACCAGCUGUUCGGUUCCUGGGUUGUCUAAAGGUCAGCGCUAUAUCUUUCGGGUGCGUGCCGAAAACAGGUAUGGUACCAGCCACCCCAGCAAGGAAUCUAAAAUUAUCCGCCUUGAUGACUUCCUUAAUGAUGAGUCGUCAGAAGAAGAAGAACCGGCUGAAGAGUUGUCUGCUCCAAUUACAAUAGAAAGCGGAAACAAUUUCACAGAACGUUUCGAUCUCAAAGAAGAAGUGGGAAAGGGCCGCUUUGGAACUGUGUAUCGCUGUGUGGAGAGGUCGUGCAGUCGUCCGAGAGCCGCAAAAGUGAUUCGAUGUUUAAAGGUCAAAGACAAGGAAAAAGUUAGGCAGGAGAUCGAAAUCAUGAGCAGACUCCAUCACCCUAAGCUAAUGCAGGUGCUGGCAGCAUUCGAGAGCGGAAGAAACAUGAUCAUGGUCAUGGAAUACAUUUCUGGUGGGGAACUGUUUGAAAGAGUGAUCGCAGACGAUUUUGUGCUGACUGAACAGGACUGUAUUCUGUUUAUGCGUCAGAUCUGUGAUGGAGUGGCUUAUAUGCACAGGAAUAAUGUCCUCCAUUUAGAUUUGAAACCAGAAAACAUUCUGUGCAAAACGCGCACUUCACAUAAGAUCAAAAUAAUUGAUUUUGGACUCGCAAGAAUUUACCAACAGGAUGAUAGCCUACGAAUUUUAUUUGGUACACCCGAAUUCGUGGCUCCUGAAGUUAUCAACUACGAGCCCGUCUGUCCUGCCAGCGACAUGUGGAGUGUUGGCGUCAUUUGUUAUGUCCUUCUCUCAGGUUUAUCGCCAUUCAUGGGUGAUAACGACACCGAAACAUUCGCUAAUAUUACUCGUGGAGAGAUGGAUUUUGACGACGAAGCUUUUGAUGAGAUUUCAGACGACGCCAAGGACUUCAUUUCAAAAUUGUUGGUUAAAAAUGUCAGAAAUCGCAUGAGUUCCGAGCAGUGCUUGAAGCACCCUUGGCUGGCGACGGCAGGCCUCUCGCAGAAGCGGCCGCUCUCCACGGAGAAACUGAAGCGCUUUAUUAUCCGCCGAAAGUGGCAAAAAUCUGGUACGGCUAUUCGAGCUCUCGGCCGUAUGGUGUCUCUGUCUCGUUCUUCCCUCGGCAGCAGUUGCGACUCCUAUUCUCCUCUGGGCUCGCCUACAAGCUCGCGGUCCCGAUCGAGGUCAUCCAUUAUCUCGCGAAGUGAGACCACCGAGUCUGCAGAGAGUGAUGUGUUUCAGGAUCUCUCCAGGUGACCGGCCGAUUGUUGAGAACUCUUCUUAAAGUCGUUAGAAUCAGAAAGGAAAAAUGUCCAGGAAAAUGGGGAUUGUGAAGAGAUUAUUGCUUCUUUUUGAAAUCGACAACUGGCACUGAGACCUUUUUCAAGCGGAAUUCAUAUUUACUCCUCGAUCGCCUGGGAAACAUUGGAAUUCGUGACCUCUCUGUAAAAUCUAUAAAUGAAAUCUGUCCAUAAAUGAAAGAAUAAUUUCCUUUUUCGCCUUAAAAAAAUCUUUUUUUGGAGCAAUUCCUACUCUUCUGACACAGAUUUAGUUCAUACAUAUAGAGGAUUGAGUGAUGGGACAUUUCAGAGAUUAUCCUACUAUUUCAGUACCAUUCGAAUUCAAAAAUAUCAAAAGUUAUUUCUCUAAGGCAUCCUAGAACUACCUAUGUUUUCUUAAACGGAAACGAAAUCACUUUUAUUAAUUUCUCUGAAUUGAAAUAAAAAUAAUAGCAUUAAAUUUUCACGUUUUUCUACAUUUUUUUUUCUCGAGUCCUUCUUGAAAAGGAACAGAACGAGAUAGUUCUCAAAUUGGAAUGGAACAUAAAUUACUUAUAUGUUUAUUACAGUCAGAAAAUAUUUGGGCGAUCUUAAAAUGAAUUUCUUUGUUAGUUUCAGUGCCGAGUUGUAUUUUUGAGAGAGAUUUCGAAUACAUAUGUCGCUAUUCUACAUGUGUACAUACAUGCUUGUGAAAUUUGAUGGCGCUAGCCGAGACUGUUUCAUUUGUAUUCAACCAUAAAAGAUUUUUGAACGCU